Trematomus bernacchii (emerald rockcod) is the source of this 4743-nucleotide messenger RNA. RefSeq names its product radixin-like. Lineage: Eukaryota; Metazoa; Chordata; Actinopteri; Perciformes; Nototheniidae. Gene Ontology annotation, biological process: regulation of organelle assembly; positive regulation of protein localization to early endosome; regulation of cell shape. Gene Ontology annotation, cellular component: adherens junction; filopodium; cytoskeleton. The transcript has 15 exons. Bases 270 to 2015 code for a protein of 581 amino acids. The record is from RefSeq and is a predicted model, not a curated record. Gene Ontology annotation, molecular function: cell adhesion molecule binding; actin binding.
GCUAGCUCGACACUAGCACCCCAAAUCGCCUUAUGGUUGUUAAGACUUCAACGGUUUUUCCAUGUCUGCAGGAAUUUGUUUCUCAAAGCAGCAGUAGUAGAUAAGAACCGCGGACCAGACACGGGAUAUCAUCGUGGAUAUUUUUGUACCAUUUGAAGAUACAAGGCUUUCCUGUUCAUUUAAAGAUAUACUUCGUCCCCCCGGUCCUGUGAUUAAGGAGUUGUUGCCGUCCUUUCAGCUGUCGGGUGUAAGAAGGAGGGGAAGCAAAGAUGCCGAAACCGAUCAAUGUCCGUGUGACCACCAUGGAUGCAGAGCUGGAGUUUGCCAUCCAACCAAAUACUACAGGGAAACAGCUCUUUGACCAGGUGGUGAAGACGGUGGGACUACGGGAGGUCUGGUUCUUCGGCCUGCAGUAUGUGGACAGUAAAGGCUACAGCACUUGGCUCAAACUCAACAAGAAGGUGACUCAGCAGGAUGUGAAGAAGGAGAACCCUCUGCAGUUUAAGUUCAGAGCCAAGUUUUUCCCUGAGGAUGUCUCGGAGGAGCUAAUCCAGGAGAUCACACAGAGGUUAUUCUUCCUGCAGGUGAAGGAGGCUAUUCUGAACGAUGAGAACUACUGUCCUCCAGAGACUGCCGUGCUUCUGGCGUCGUACUCUGUCCAGGCCAAGUAUGGAGACUACAACAAAGAUGUCCACAAGGCUGGGUACCUAACCCACGACAGACUGUUGCCUCAGAGAGUCCUGGAGCAGCACAAGCUUACCAAAGAGCAGUGGGAGGACAGAAUACAGACCUGGCAUGAAGAACACAGAGGAAUGCUCAGAGAGGACUCUAUGAUGGAAUAUCUUAAAAUCGCCCAGGACUUGGAGAUGUACGGAGUCAACUACUUUGAGAUCAAAAACAAAAAGGGCACACAGCUGUGGCUGGGCGUAGAUGCCCUUGGCCUCAAUAUCUACGAACACGAAGACAAGUUGACGCCAAAGAUCGGCUUCCCUUGGAGUGAAAUUCGAAACAUCUCUUUCAAUGACAAGAAGUUUGUCAUCAAACCCAUUGACAAGAAAGCUCCUGACUUUGUGUUUUAUGCCCCACGACUGCGCAUCAACAAGCGCAUCUUGGCGUUGUGUAUGGGUAACCACGAGCUGUACAUGAGGAGGAGGAAGCCCGACACCAUCGAGGUGCAGCAGAUGAAGGCUCAGGCCCGGGAGGAGAAGCACCACAAACAGAUGGAGAGGGCCCAGCUGGAGAAUGAGAAGAAGAAGCGAGAGUACGCGGAGAAAGAGAAGGAGAGGAUCGAGCAUGAGAAAGAGGAACUGAUGGACAGGCUGAGGCAGAUUGAAGAGCAGACGAUGAGAGCUCAGAAAGAGCUCCAGGAGCAGACUCGCCGCGCCAUGGAGCUGGAACAGGAGAGAAUAAGGGCGAGGGAGGAGGCCGAGAGGCUGGAGAGAGACAGACAUGCAGCGGAGGAGGCCAAAGCAGAGCUGGCCAAGCAGGCUGCAGACCAGCAGAAGACCCAGGAACAACUGGCUGCUGAACUGGCUGAAUUCACAGCCAAGAUCGCUCUCCUGGAAGAAGCCAAGAAGAAGAAAGAUGAAGAGGCCGUAGAGUGGCAGCACAAGGCUCUGUCCGCCCAGGAGGACCUGGACAAAACCAAGGAGGAGCUGAAGACAGCGAUGACUGUAGUGCCGGCUCCUCUGGACAACAACGCCGAGAGCGACCAGGACGAGCACGAUGAGAUCAACGAGGAAGCCAGCGCCGACUUAUUCACUGAGGGCGUCAGCCAGCUCGACCUCCGCAGUGAAGAGGCUCGCGUCACCGAAGCCCAGAAGAACGAGAGGGUCAAGAAACAGCUGCAGACAUUAAGCACAGAGCUGGCCGAUGCCAGAGAUGAAACCAAGAAGACGCCGAACGACGUGCUUCACGCCGAGAACGUGAAAGCAGGCCGAGACAAAUACAAAACGCUCCGGCAGAUCCGGUCGGGCAACACGAAGCAGCGCAUCGAUGAGUUUGAGUCCAUGUGAGCACCGCACCUCUUGUCCCCUAAAGGGUUCAUGCUCCCGAACUUUCCCCUUAGCAGCUACCCAGUUUUCAUGGACAACAGAUGCUGCCGUCCCACCAAGUCCACCUCAACACCCCUGGCAAUCUUGAGAAAUCAUCUUGUCAAACUUUGCCAAAGUCCUGCCGCACACCUCCUCUCUGAAUGUUCCGGAUCUCCCUCUUGUACGGAGCUGACUGCAGAUAUCUGUAGUCCUUAAACACAGGAGAAAAGAGAAACUGUAAAACCAAAAUGGAAGCAAUUGGAUUUUAUUUUGAGCAAACAUGGCCAUAGAAAGCUGCUUUUGUUGUUGUUUUUGUUUUGACUCUUAUGCAAAGGUUUCGUAUGAUUUCAUGUCUUCAGUUUAAUAUUCCUCUUGUUUUUAAGUUGUUUUCCUCUGCUUUAGUUGGACUCGUUUUAUUGAUGAUGCCCUCCUUUUUUUAGUUGCCUUCAGCUACAAGCUUUGAAUAAGAUAAAAAACUAGGUCAAUAUUUUCAUUCAGCGUCCAAAGCACUUAUGUUACAUCAUUUUGAAAACAUAUUACUGUGUAUAACAUGUUAUGAUAGAGACAUGUUAUCACCGUAUUAUAGAGUUACCUGCCCAUCUGCUUGUAGGCCUCCUCAGCCACAGCGAAGAUGUGGGGGUCCAUGUCCCCCAUGUUCUGGCCACUGUAGGCCCGGAUCACUUCCUCUCCGUAGAUAUGGAGCUGGUCAUACGGGUUGAUGGCCACCAGCACUAUGCCUGCAGACACACAGGGAUAUACAUUCAUAUAUAACCUAUGAUUCAUUAUUAUAACAUGUACAUGUGUGUAGAUGUGGUUGGGCUCUAGGAAGCGGACCCUCAGGUUGUGCAGCACUGCAGGUUCAUGAAGGUAGCUCAGCACCGUCAGGUCGUUCUCCCCCACCAGGAUGUCCGGGUUACGCAGGAAGGGGAGGGGCUUCCCCUUCUGACCCACCGGGUAGGCCAGCGUCUGAGCACACACACACACACACACUUCAUACAUCUGUACGAACACACAUUCCAUAUAUCUGUACAAACACACACAUACACUCACUUAACAUAUCAGUACAUACACACUCAUUCACUAUGAUGUCAUCAGUGGGUACAGCUAGCCGUGCUAAUUCUCUUAGCACCUGUGAGUCGUUAGAGAGCUGAGCUAAGGUCGUUUGAAUCAAACUCAAUGUUACAUUUAUAUGUUGAUACGAAAAAUCACACCGCAGUAUUUUAAUCGUUGUUUUUUUUUCCGGCAAUAGAGCAGUAAGUUAUUGACCCUCGUGGAGAAAAGGAGACGGGUUUCGGUGAAGAAAUGUAGCAAAGGUAACAAAGGGAAAGUGUUUUUCACACGCAGAGGUGAUAGGAUAACAUGUAAUGAGCCUGUUUCGCCUUCAAGCUUUAAAAGUAUGAUAAUGGCUAAUGGUUGUACAAAACUUCCAGUUGCGUCUGAGUGUUUUAUUCCCAGUCACCAUAGAUGGUUUUCUCGGCCCACCAGCUCACAAAGAAACCCAGGGUGUUAGACGGACAGACGGAGGAUGCUGUUUGUCCGUCCGUCUGACUCUUUGAGUAUCUGUUUGUCAAUGUGUUCACAAGCUGAGACCUGGCUCAUUUCUGACUGGAGAGCUUAUGAAAACAUCUGUUCUUCACCCAGGACACAUCUCUACCUCAGAGAGCAGUGGGGGACUGACAGUCAAACACUCAAUGCCUUAACUAAAACUAAAAGUAUAGUCAUGAUUUCACUUGGUUGCUGAGUGGUGCUCCUGUGAAGGCUUGCUUUGUGGCUGUGCAUUGGGGAAAGGAUGUAACGCGUCUAAGAAAAAACACUUUCUGACCUAGAACUCAGCUAGGAAGUUUCAUAAUCUAGUGGUUCACUUGGUCUGGAAUGAAAAUCCCAAACAAUGAGGAAAUGAGUUAGAGAUCAGACUUGAGAUGUACUGAACAGAAGGUCUUUUUCCUGUGAAGCAUUUGGUUCCUAUUGUUGGUGGUGGUUCUCCUGUAUAAUAGUUUAUAGUAUAUUACUUUAAGAAAGCAGUUUGCAGACCAAUGGAUUUAUCGGAAUGAAUUGGUUAUUAUUAGUUCUUAAUGUGAUGGGACAAAUCUCUGCAAAGUCAAAUGGAGAGUAGGCUAAUAUAUUCCCCUUGCAUAGUCGAUUCUCAUCCUGACAUUAUUUGUGCUCGGACAACAAACUGACUCCAUCUUUUGUGGGGUGGGAAAUAUUCUCCAGGGAGCGUUUUUGAAAUGAUUUUUAUUUUAUUAACGAAAAAAAUGUUUAAUUUGUUACGCUAUACUUGACAGCUGGUUUAGGUUGUUCUUUUUUUUGUUGUAUUGUCCGAGUUUUUAAGUUAAAGCACUUAGACACUGAAGCCUGCCUCUUGUGUUCCCAUCACAGUGUCCUUUGCCAUAGCAGGUGAACACAAAUGAUCCUGUGCUUCCAACUCAUAUUUUUGUAUUGUGUUCAAAGACCCUAAACCAGCAGCGUCACUAUUACAGACGGCUUCAUUGGAUGGAACAUCUCUUGUUGACAGGUCUACAUUGUCUUCACAGCAAAGUGUAUUAACUCCAAUGAAGCCAGUGUCUGUGAUAAUGCCUGCUCUGGCACCAGCUGUCAUGUUCUGCCGUUUGUUUUUCUCUAUGUUCAUGUUAGUAUUCUCUAAGAUCGAAGGCAAUGAUGGAUUGCAGUCCACUUCAUUGGUUUGCGAAUAAAAAGUUUUAAAUGUUAA